Molecule: messenger RNA, 3515 nt
Organism: Alosa alosa (allis shad)
Lineage: Eukaryota; Metazoa; Chordata; Actinopteri; Clupeiformes; Clupeidae
Product: chloride intracellular channel protein 4
Exons: 6
Coding region: 599-2449 (616 amino acids)
Source: RefSeq, a predicted model, not a curated record
UGGGGAGGAAAUACAGGAGAGCGUGGAGGAGAGCAGCCCCGAGACAGAUGGAACAGUGCCACCACAGCAUCCUGAUGCUGAGGAACCAGAGGUGCCUGAACCCACUCCAGCACCGCUGCCAGCACCAGAUGUGCAAGAACCAGCGGUGCCUGACACUGACACAGCUCCAGGAGUGACAGAACAGCUGGAAACGUCAGAUGCACAUGAACCAGAGGGAACCAUCGCUACCACACCACCACCAGUCUCCACAUCACCACCACCAGAGCCCACCACUGAGAAAACGGAUACAGAACAGCAAGAUGCAGAAGCUGUGACAGCAGAGAGUGAGGAUAUAGGACUUGAGUUACUGGAGGAGGGUGUAGAGCUGGAAGAGGUUGAGCAGGAAGCUGAAACUGAGCCUGUAGGGAGAGUAGAGGAUGUGGAAUCUGCACAGACGUCAAAGAAAGAGCCGGUGGAGAGUGUAGAGGUGGGGGAGGUAGAGCAGGAGGUAGUGGUACAGACAGCUGAAAGUGAACCUGUAGAGAGAGUAGUGGAUGUGGAAUCUGCACAGACGUCGAAAGAAGAGCCGGUGGAGGGUGUAGGGGAGGGUGAGGACAAAAUGAAGACAACUGAUGAUGAACCCAUGCAGAGUGUUGAGAAGGGAGAGACUAUCAAGACACCAGAGGAGAUGCCUGUGCAGACGAUGGAGGAGGAAGUGUCCAAGGAAGAGCGUGUGAAAGAGGAAGAGGUGCGCACGGAGAUCUCAUUAUCUGGGCAGCCGCAGUCAGAGCAGCAGCCACCGGCUACUACUACUGAAGAGGAUCAGGCAGGAGCUUUAGCAGAGGGGGCGGGUAGGGACGCAGAGCCAAAGCGUGUCAGUCCGGUGGAUUUGCCGGCGUCGGUAGAGGGAGGACAGCAGGUGGUGGAAGAGCCUAAAGAGGUUACCCGGGAUGAGCCUGCCCCUGCAGAGAGGGAGGAGGCAGCGCAGGAGGGAUGGAGCAGAGAGGGAACACGGCAGCCAAUCACGGUCGUGACAGUCGAGCAGGCAACUGCGGAGGGAGGUGCCGACAGGAAGGAAGAGCCAGUGCAGGCCGCUGACAAGCAGCCCACUGCGGCACCCGAGGAGGAGGGGAGGAGGAAGAUAGACGAGCUGAAGAAAGCCAUCCUAAAGGCAAGAGACGAGUCGAGGAGGAGGAGCCGGGUGACGGAGACGCCACAGGAAGACACCGUGCCCUCGUGGGUGCGUGCAAGACGCAAGUCGGAGGAACAGGAGCGCAAAGACGCCUCAGGUGAAGGAACCGUAACAGCUACCUCUCCAGCAGCAGUAGCAGAGGCUCCAGCUCCAACACCACCACCCCCCCUAGCAACGCCACCACCACCACCACCCCUAGCAACACCAGCACCACCCCCACCACCGGCAGCACCAGCACCAACGGCUCCUCCAUCACCCGUGACUUCUACUGCCACCACCACCACCACUAGAAUCCCCUUCAGAGAUAAGCAGGUCAGAUUUGAGAACGGGUUGCCUGGGCCAGAGAUUGCCGUGCUGACCAUCAGAAGGCCGACCCAGAGACCAAAGAGAAAGGAGGCUAAUCAAAACCUGAUAGAGAAGGAGAAAGAGAAGGGGAAAGACAACGAAAAGGACGAGAAGAGCCAAACAGAGAAAAAAAAGGAGGCCCCCAAGAAGGCAGUGAGGAUGGAGAGCCCUUUACCUCAGGAGGAUGAGCAAGACUCAAGCGCAAGUUCUGAUUCCCAGGACUAUGAGAUCUCCCUCUAUGUCAAGGCAGGCAGUGAUGGUGAGAGCAUUGGAAACUGUCCAUUCUCCCAGAGGCUGUUUAUGAUCCUGUGGCUUAAGGGAGUCAUUUUCAACGUCACCACUGUUGACCUCAAGAGGAAACCAGCUGACCUGCAGGACCUUGCCCCAGGCACUAACCCACCAUUCAUGACCUUCAACGGGGAGGUCAAGGUCGACGUGAACAAAAUCGAGGAGUUUCUGGAGGAGAAGCUCACACCCCCUCGAUACCCUAGACUGGCGGCUAAACACCCCGAGUCCAACACAGCUGGGAUCGAUGUCUUUGCCAAAUUUUCUGCCUAUAUCAAGAACCCACGCAAAGAUGCCAACGACGGUUUGGAAAAGGCUCUGCUGAAGUCACUUAAGCGCCUGGAUGAGUUCUUGCAGACCCCGAUGCCAGAAGAAGUGGACGCCAACAGCACAGAGGAGCAGGGAGAGUCCACCCGCAGCUUCUUGGAUGGGCCUGACCUCACACUUGCGGACUGCAACCUGCUGCCCAAACUACACAUCAUCAAGGUGGUGGCCAGAAAGUACCGCGGUUUUGAGAUUCCAGCCGACAUGACGGGUGUGUGGCGCUACCUGAACCGCGCCUACGAGAGGGAGGAGUUCACUAACACCUGCCCUGCCGAACGAGAAAUUGAGUUUGCCUAUCUGGAUGUCGCCAAGAAGAUUAAGUAGAUUGUGUGUGUGUAUGUGUGUGUGUGUGUGUGUGUGUGUGUGCAUGUGUGUGUGUGUGUGUGUGUUAUGUAUGUCUGUUUAUGUAUUUUACAGAAAGGUAGAGAUCUAAAAGACAAAGAAUAAGAAAAAAGAGGUGGCAAAAGGACAUGUGUUCAUGCCUAUAUGUGCAUGUUUGUGUGUGUGUGCCUGCAUGUGUGCGUGUGUGUGCAUGUGUGAGUGCGUGCGUGUGUGUGCUGAUGAGUAUGUCUGUGGAUGUGUGUGUGUGUGUGUGCACUCCCCGGUGGUGUUGCAUUGUACUCAUACAGUAUAUAAGUUGUUGGACCCUGAUAUAUCAGGACAUCCAUAGAAUGUGUUGAGUCAGUCAGAGUUUCUUUUAACCAAUGGCAGGGCCAGGAUCCAGUAGAACCAAUGACAUGCUAGCCAUACUGUAUUCCUACACUAAGUUCAUAUACUCAGUACCAAUAGAUAUCCCUUAUAUUGUAUUUCUCAUUGUAUAAACACUAUGGCCUUGAGAGCAGUUAAAGCAAAUGUACCUUUCAAUCAUGCAUUAGAAAAUCAUGCCGUUUACUUCUGCCAUGUAUCUCUGUCUCUUUUAUUUCAUCUAUGAUGAUUCUUUCCUGUUUUUUCUUUUCUUUUGAAGGUAGAAAUAUCUACUAUAAACAUUUUAGAACUCUCAAAAUAUGAAAGGUUGUUUCAGGUCAUGACCUCGGUAGUUUGACCUCUUGCAUUUUCUACUCACACGUUUUGUAAAAGCAAAUUGAUGUGUAUUUACAUUUACAGACUACAUUAAUGACCAUAGUGAGAUCCACUGUUGUAAUUUCCUGUACUCUCUUUUGUAUUGAAUGCCAUUGUCUGGAAGAUCUCAGUGACUCCUCACUCUUAUCUCCCGCCUCAGGUCUAUCUCUAAAGACUAAAUCCUUCAGCUAAUUUCUUGUGUGUUGAUUGUUUUGUUUUUUUGUUGCAUUGAUGACCUGGCAGUGUUAAUAUUUGGAUGCUUUGUAAACGGAGUGAACGCCUUAUCAAUCCCCUGAGAGGAGACCUAAUUAAAGUUGAUUGAAAAACGUGA